GGAGAGGAGCAGCGCAUUAUCGUUCACCGGCCCGUUUGUUUACUCCAAGAACCCAGCGGCUCGUCAAAGCAAAGUCUCCGGUGACAUCCAUCGAUCCGUCGAGUUCGAGUCCAGCAUGGCGGCCGUGGCGACAGCGAUCGUGUGCGAGGCGGCGCCGCAGAGGGUGGCGCCCCCGUCGCAGCAGCAGCAGCAGCAGCAGAAGCAGACGAGGCGGGACAAGAUCCUGCUCCAGCCCCGCCUGUCCACGCUCCGGUCGUACGGCGCCGACGGCAGCGGCGCGGUGACGCGGAAGCGGCUGCCCGGGGAGGCCCUGGAGGAGGGCGGCGUCGGGGGCGCGCCGCCGUUCUUCGCGUCGCUCGCCGACUACAUCGAGAGCUCCCGCAAGAGCCAGGACUUCGAGACCAUCUCCGGCCGCCUCGCCAUGGUGGCGUUCGCGGCGGCGGUGGCGGUGGAGGCGACGACGGGGGACUCGCUGUUCAAGAAGCUGGACACGGUGCAGAUCGAGGAGGCGACGGGGCUGUGCCUGGCCGUGGUGGCCUCGGCGGCCACGUUCGCGUGGGUGUCCAGCGCGCGCGGCCGGAUCGGGCAGAUGCUCACCCUCGGCUGCAACUCCUUCGUGGACGGGCUCAUCGACAACGUCGUGGACGUGCUCUUCUCCGACGACCAGAUGCAGGACUGGUCCGACGACGUCUGAGCACGCACAGACGCAGAUGCACCACGUACACUUGUAGAUACGAUACGAUACGGCUACUAGACGCAGACGCUACGUGCGCAUGAUGAUAGUAUAGAACUAAUACUAGAGCAUUUCCAAGUUGCAUCGCUGCUGCAACUGCAAGUGGUUCCUUGUCUCUUCAGAGAUGGAUGCCAUGGCUAUGGUACAGACUACAGAUCUCUGUUCAUCCGGAGUCUCUUUUUGCCUUUGAGGGUUUUCUGUGAUUGCAGCGUUGUAAUCUGCAUAGUAUGAUGGAGUACUACUACCUUAAGUUUUAACUCUACCCUAGUACCUAGAGCUACUGAUACUGUAAAACUAGAAUCAUGUACUCUCUCUGCCUUCUUGGGAGCAUGUUAAAUGUAUAAGAAAUCAUCUACUAGUAUUAUUA
Messenger RNA from Triticum aestivum (bread wheat), 1100 nucleotides. RefSeq names its product stress enhanced protein 2, chloroplastic. Gene Ontology annotation, biological process: cellular response to high light intensity. Bases 116 to 694 code for a protein of 192 amino acids. The transcript is spliced from 2 exons. The record is from RefSeq and is a predicted model, not a curated record. Lineage: Eukaryota; Viridiplantae; Streptophyta; Magnoliopsida; Poales; Poaceae.